This is a messenger RNA of Sphaeramia orbicularis (orbiculate cardinalfish), 1405 nucleotides long. It is a transcript of the gene rlig1, whose product is annotated as RNA 5'-phosphate and 3'-OH ligase 1. The coding region runs from base 121 to 1092 and encodes 323 amino acids. The transcript has 7 exons. Gene Ontology annotation, molecular function: RNA ligase (ATP) activity. Lineage: Eukaryota; Metazoa; Chordata; Actinopteri; Kurtiformes; Apogonidae. The record is from RefSeq and is a predicted model, not a curated record. Gene Ontology annotation, biological process: response to reactive oxygen species.
AAAAGCAUCACUCGCAUUAGCUGCUCACUGAUGAGAAAAUCGUUUUAUUAUUUCUGUCUUCUUAGAGGAAAGAUUUAACCUACCGGAGGGUGUCAUUCGGACCCUGACAGCGCCACAAAAAUGCGACGUCUCGGCUCAGUGCAACAGAAAAUACCCUGCGUUUUUCUGACGGAGGUGAAAGAAGAACCGUCCAAAAAACGGGACUGUCAGCAAUUUCAGGUUGUUGCCACUGAAAAUGUGAACCCUCUUGCUCUGGAGGCCAAUAUCGACUGUGCUCUUGCUACAGAGAAACUGGAUGGAACCUGCUGUUACGUGACGCUGUAUAAAGGACAGCCAUACCUCUGGGCUCGACUCGACAGGAAACCGAACAAACAGGCGGAGAAACGGUUUAAAAAACAUCAGCAUACGCACAGAAGUUGCAAAGGUUUCACAUGGAAUGUAGAGGAAGACUUUAAGGCUGUGCCAGAGUCAUGGAUCGCUGCUCACAGGGUCAAACAUCACAACGGUCAGCCACUGCCUGACGAACACGGACACAUUCCAGGCUGGGUCCCAGUGGAGAAGGACAACAAGCAGUACUGCUGGCACUCCUCCGUGGUGGACUACGAGGUCGGGGCGGUGCUCGUUCUCAGACCCACUGGUGAGGAUGAAGACAUGUUGGAAAUUGCAGCGGUGCCACUGGCAGAACUUCUGGAACAAACACUGGAGCUCAUCGGAACCAACGUGAAUGGAAACCCUUAUGGGAUGGGGAGUAAGAAGCAGCCGGUCCACUGCCUGGUGUCUCAUGGGAGUGUGGUGGUCAGAAACCCUCCCCUGGUGGACUUCCAGCAGCUCUACUCCUGGUUACAGGAGAAUCCAGACGGUCAGGUGGAGGGAAUCGUCUGGCACUGCAACGACGGCACGCUCAUCAAGAUUCAUCGCCAUCAUCUGGGGCUCCGAUGGCCUGACGGGAGAACCUGCCUCGGCGACAGGCCUGUGGUCAUCCACGUGGACGUGACGGUCAACGAGUACAACAGUAAGGACUUGUUCACGUCGUUGUCCGGACUGAACGGACACUGCUUCAGUCGGCUGAAGGACAUUCAGUUGGAACUGUAAAUGAAACGUCCUCACCUGCUCCUGACGCUUCUGCUGGGACCCUCCCAUCACCGCCGGACGUCUCCAUGAAGAAUUCCACAGUAAUGAGUCCAAGUUUACGCUUUAAAGCACGUAGUUCCCCUUUGAAAUGCAGAACUUCAGCUUCACUUCAAAACAAAAUCAAAGUCUUACUUGUGUUGGAUAUGAGGGGAUUGAACCUGAGUUUGGGGUUGACCAAUGAGUUUUUGUUUUUCCAAGGAUGGUACGAUUACACAACGAGACCAUGAACUGGUAAACGCACAGAGAAACUGAAAACCUUUAUCAGAAAUGUAGA